Molecule: messenger RNA, 8507 nt
Organism: Anopheles arabiensis
Lineage: Eukaryota; Metazoa; Arthropoda; Insecta; Diptera; Culicidae
Gene: ftz-f1
Product: nuclear hormone receptor FTZ-F1
Exons: 10
Coding region: 1205-4369 (1054 amino acids)
Biological process (GO): regulation of transcription by RNA polymerase II; tissue development; hormone-mediated signaling pathway
Cellular component (GO): RNA polymerase II transcription regulator complex
Molecular function (GO): nuclear receptor activity; zinc ion binding; RNA polymerase II cis-regulatory region sequence-specific DNA binding
Source: RefSeq, a predicted model, not a curated record
GUUACAAUAGUUACCACAAACACACCGGCUGAAAGCAAUUUCGUGUAGUGAGUGAGAGAGCGUCUACUAACGUCCGCGAGCAAGUGAGCGUUACCGCGUAACGGAACGACGUAACGUCCGUAAAACGCCCGUUACAGCGCUGUCCUUUUGCCGUUAUUACUUCGCCUGCUGCCGUUGUUUGCAGUGCAGCAGCAGCUCUGCUUUUGGGAGGGUGCAACCAGUGCACCGAAGGGCAGGGAAAGCGAUGAGGAGAAGGGGACGCUGAACGGUACCGACCUUGAACUAUAUACUUGCGCAGUGUCCGUGUACCGUGCGCCACGUCCUUCAUCCCUGUUUGUGCGGUUGUGUUUGUGUGUGUGUGUGGGGUGCAGUAAAGUGCAACACACACACACACGCGCGUGCAGCUGCACCUGACCGUGGCCCAAUUGGCCACGGGAGCAUCGAAAACCAACGGGACGGGCAACAGUGUCUCGGCCUGUAACGAGUGUCCUGUGCAUGUGUGUGAGUGUGUGUGUUGAUGUACCGGGACCAGAUUUAGUUAUGCUUCCGUUGCACACGUUGCUCUCUCUCUCUCGCUCCCUCUUUAUCAAAGAAGUUGUCCAUCGUGUUGUAACGAAUGCAUUUUCCGUGUGUGCGUGUGUGCGUUUGCAAAUCGGGUGCGCUGGCAGAAAGUGGCCAUCGCGAACCGUCCGAUGGCUUGGUAACUUCUGCGUGGUGUCUUCUCCUCCCCAACCUCCCACCCCCACACAACAAAACAGGAAGCAGUGUUGAGCGAAAAUCGCUUGCCAGCUGGAGCAGAGAGGCAAUGCUGCAAUGUAAUGAAAAUCGGAACAACACGAAUGCAUGCAACCUUAGCGGUCGGGUUUUUGGGGACACAGUGCGAUGUGCGAUUCGCUCCAAAGCGGCAGAUGGAGAGUUUGUAGUGUCCUAAUUGCCACGAAUUGCAUCCCAGUCCUAGUCGCCGCAAUCUCCUGUAGCUGCUGCACCUGCGGGAACCAAAGUGUACCAAAGUGUGUCCGUCGUCGUCCAAGUGUGUCGUACCAAAAGCGGAGUGUGUGAAUGUAAAAGUGCCGUGCGCGUGUGUUUCGGGCGAUUUGAAAAGUUCGUUUUCAAAAGAAGAAAAAAAGUACAACACCAAAAAAAGAAGAAGUGUAAAAUUUUGCUCUGGUGGCACAAACUCGGAGAAAGAAGAAUUACCGCGAGGAUGCACGAGGAAGCCACCUCAACGGCUAGCUCGUCCACGACCUCCCCGCCGGAAACGUCCUCGCCCUCGAACAUUGUGUACCCGAACGGUGAGCCCAUGCUGCUGUCCACCUCGCCCACACCCGGCCCGGGUGUGGCUUCCUCCUCGUCCUCCUCCGCCUCCUCCUCCUCCUCCUCUACGUCGUCAUCCACAUCCGGCACCGCUAACCUGUACGAGGCGGUGGACCAGCAGGAGCUGCUACUCUCCAACAGUCAUCACAGUGCGGCCUUCCACGGCCAUCAGCAUCAAAUUCAGCAGCACCAGCAAAUGCACCACCAGCAACAUUCCCAGCAAGCGUUACAGCACGUAACGCCCAACCUAACGGCAGUGGGUACCAAAAUUAUCGUUAGCGGAGGUGUGCAUCAUACCAUGCAGCAGCAGCAGCAUCAUCUUUCGCACGAACAUCAGACGCAUCAUCAACAUCAAACGCAACAUCACAGCCAUCACAACCACCUGCAGCAGCAGCAGCACCACCACCACCAUCCGUUACACCACGUACAGACGCAGCAGCACCAUCAGCCAAGUUCCUCCACGAACGUGAUCGUUCCGGGCACGAGCCACGGCUCGCCACCUCUGCUCGUUCAGGCCAGCUCGAGCGGCGUCUCCGACAUGCUGCUCGGGCAGGAUCCGAUAACGACGACCACCGUGGCGGCGGUGGCGACGACCGGCGCCACCACCCUGCUCGCGCUGUCCCCGGACGACGUGGUCGAAUCGGUCAUCGAUGGGCGGGUCGUGACGGCCACGGAGGAGGACACACUGCUCAGCAGUCUGGCCGGCACGACGACGACCGACGCUGGUGGUGGUGUGGUGGUGGACGAGGUCGAUGAUCACGUCGUCUCGAUGGUCGGUGCCGACGGGACGCUGCUGGGGUGUGGUGACCCACUGCAAGGGGUCACACACCACUCUCACCACCAUCAGCAGCACCAUCUUCAUCAGCAGCAGCAGCAGCAGCCCAGCUCUUCGUCCAGUAUUACGAUCGUCACGGAAGAGUCCAUCCUUCCGCUGGCGGUGACGUCGGCAGCAUCGUCGUGCGUCCUGGCGGCCGUUACUACCCGCCGUUCGCCCGCCUCGUCCACGUCCGGUUCGUCCACACCGGCCGCAUCGUCCUCCGGUGCGGUGCCGAUGUCCUCGGGCGGCACGAUCGGCAGCAGCCCCUCGUCGUCCACCAGCGCCACGACGGCCGUUGCGGUUGCGACCGUCGGGAGCAGUGGUGGGGCGCACGCUGGGGCCGCUUGCGGGUCGUCAUCGGCGUCGUCGGCUGGCAUCGUUAUGUCCGCCCUGUCGGUUCAUAACGAUGCUGCUGCCGCCCACCUGACCGAGGCGAUCGAGAUCAACAUCCCGGAGGAGGACGACGGUUGCAGCUACGGCGAGGAUUCGGACGGCGGCGGUGGCGGUGUUGGCGGGACCACCGGUGGCGGUCCGUACCAUCACGGUGGCAGUGAUGGGGGCAUCGGCGGCAACAGCAACAGUAGCAGCGGCGGCGGCGGCGGCGGCGGAGGCAGCCAAGCGGCCGGCGGCCAAACGGCGGGCGGCGGCGGCUCUUCCUCGGCAGCGGCGGCAGCAGCGGCAGCCUAUCUGGCGAUACCGGCCUCAGAGCUGUGCCCGGUGUGCGGCGACAAGGUGUCCGGCUACCACUACGGGCUGCUAACGUGCGAAUCGUGCAAGGGCUUCUUCAAGCGCACCGUCCAGAACAAGAAGGUCUACACGUGCGUCGCCGAGCGCCAGUGCCACAUCGACAAGACGCAGCGGAAGCGCUGCCCGUACUGCCGCUUCCAGAAGUGUCUCGAGGUCGGCAUGAAGCUGGAAGCCGUGCGAGCCGACAGGAUGCGCGGCGGCCGAAACAAGUUCGGGCCCAUGUACAAGCGGGACCGGGCGCGGAAGCUGCAGAUCAUGCGCCAGCGGCAGCUCGCCCUCCAGGCGCUGCGUGGCUCGAUCGGCGGCGGCGUCGGCAUCGGUACGCUCGGUUCGGACGGCGUUUCGCCCCAAUUGCAGGGUCUCGAUUACCACCAGCCGUACUCGAGCAUGCACAUCAAGCAGGAAAUCCAGAUACCGCAGGUCUCAUCGCUCACGUCAUCGCCGGAUAGCUCGCCGAGCCCGAUCGCGAUCGCACUCGGCCAGGUUAAUCCGCAGACGACGAUAUCGCUCAGCAGCACCGGAGUCGGCGGCAACGGUGGUGGUGGUGGUGGCGGCGGCGGCGGUGGCGGCGGCAACGGUGGUGGCAGCAAUGGGUCCGGUGCCGGCACCGGCAGCUCCAACUCGAACAGCGCCACCAACAUCCAGAACCCACUGUCCGACUCGAAGCUGUGGAUGAGCGCCAACUCGACGACCGCCUCGCCCCACUCGCUCAGCCCGAAGGCGUUCAGCUUCGACUCGAAUCCCACCAGCACGGCCGACUCCGGCAACCCGGCCGACACCCUAAGGGUAUCGCCGAUGAUCCGCGAGUUCGUCCAGUCGAUCGACGAUCGCGAAUGGCAGACGUCGCUGUUCUCGCUGCUCCAGAGCCAGUCCUACAAUCAGUGCGAGGUCGACCUGUUCGAGCUGAUGUGCAAAGUAUUAGACCAAAAUCUGUUCUCCCAGGUCGAUUGGGCGCGAAAUACGAUAUUCUUCAAGGAUUUGAAGGUUGACGAUCAGAUGAAGCUCCUCCAGAACAGCUGGUCGGAUAUGCUGGUGCUCGACCACAUACACCAGCGCCUGCACAACGGGCUGCCGGACGAAACCACCCUGCACAACGGGCAGAAGUUUGAUCUCUUAGGUUUAGGGCUGCUGGGCGUGCCGAGCCUGGCCGAGCACUUUAACGAGCUGCAGAACAAGCUGCAGGAGCUCAAGUUUGACGUCGGCGACUACAUCUGCAUGAAGUUCUUGCUGCUGCUGAAUCCCGAUGUACGGGGGAUCACCAACCGAAAGACGGUCGUCGAGGGCUACGAGAACGUGCAAGCGGCCCUGCUGGACUACACGCUUACCUGCUAUCCGUCGGUGCCUGACAAGUUCAGUAAGUUGCUCAGUAUUAUUCCGGAGAUCCACGGAAUGGCAGCACGGGGCGAGGAGCAUCUGUACAUCAAGCACUGUGCCGGCAGUGCACCCUCCCAAACGCUGCUGAUGGAGAUGCUGCAUGCCAAGCGGAAAUGAAGCUGGCCGGUUGAACCGAAUCCACCACAACCACCAGCACCACCGGCCGCACUGCCACCGGUGCAGCAUCACCACCACCACCACCAUCAUCCGGUCGGUGGUUAUCGUCGUGUAACGCGUGCAGCUGAGGCGGAGGAAUGAACAGCGCGAGUGACCGAAAGAACCAAUUCAAUAGUGGAGCUGAUGCUUGCUUCUUGCUGUCCAUUUCAAUCCACUCCAAAUCACCAACAAGGCAACAUCGCGAGACGCACGUAAGCGCACGUGCACAUCUACACACGCACGCACAAACAAUCGCACACACACACACUCACUCGUGCAAUCACGUCCAGGAUGUUUUUUUUUGUUUUAAUCUCCACAAAAAAGAGGUCACUUGAGGAAGAGGAUGUGUGGUGUAUUUGUGUGUAUACUUAAGCUCAGUUGUUUCCGCUCGCUAGACUUAAAAUUCCGGAAUGGAGGGAACGAGGAAGGCUUUUGCAAGGGCCCUUCCCUUUAGCGUGUGUGUGUGUGUAUGUGUGUCUCGUAUGUUACUUCACUUAUCCACCAUCCUCGUUACUAUCGUUAAUUAAGGUUUAACGUUAUCGAUCUUUAAGGCUCUUUAAGCACACACACACACACGGACACGAAUCGUCGCGAAACAAAUUUUGCUAUUUGUUUAUUGUUUUUUUUUAAAUAUCUUUUAGUUCGUUUUUUUCUUCUCUUAAGUAAACGUGGUAUUAGGGGUUAGUAGUGUUUGUAGUAGCUAGGGAAUAGAAAGCGAUAGAAUACAGCACCCGAACGGUCAAGGAUCGUUAUAGAGUGUAUGUGUGUGUGUGUUUGUAGGUGAUCGUGCGCGUGUAUGUGACAAAAAAGAAAAGAAAACCCCCAAACCUUGACGAACGUACACUAAAAAAAACGGCUACCAGGUGUGAUGAAACAAAUUGUAGAAAUGAUGGUGAUUUAAUGUAAUUACGAGCAUCGGGAAGAACCGGAAUGAAUUUGUGCAAUGAGUGUAGAAGGUCCUUUCAAAACAAAAUGAACAAACCGCCUAACUCUAGAAUACAUUAUGUGACGCACACACACACACACAUACACUCAAUAGAAGAAACCAACAAAAUCACACACACACAUUAACAUGUCGUUACCAAUUGCAUCUCAGCGAAAACUACCAGAAAUGUUUUAUUCUCUAUUUAUUGUGUGUUUGGCAACGGGCGGGUGCACGUGAACGGAGCAGCAUGGGCAGCAAAAGUAAACGGUAGCAGUGAGGGCCCAGGCCAUCCAGGAUGUUGAUUGUUAAACAUUGCAUCGGAAGAGUAGUUUUGUGCGGUCUCUUCACCGGUGGCCAUUCAUUUAAGCGUAUGACCCACUGUAACGAUCGUGCAGCAGUGUAAGUAGCAGCAGUGUAGCCAGGAAGGGAAUCCAAUCGGUGAUAUGUAUAGAGGUUAGAUAGGAAGAAAGAGAUAGAGAGAGAUGGUUAUCUCCAUCAGGAGAGUGGAAAUUAUUUUAAAUCUUCUAACGCAAAUUGGAAUGGGAGAAAGAUGUUGAGGACGAUUUGCCAUUAGGACGCUAAAUUACAAACCACACAUCCCUCUUCAAUGGGGGGAGGCUCCAUAUAGCCACCCUCUUGGCGCACCUGCGUGCUCCGUGUGUGUGUGUGUGUUCUGUGUGUACGUGUGCAUUUGUGCACGUGAAAUCACUACGUUUUUUACGCAAACAAAACAAAUGCAAAAGAAAAGAUCGUUUAAAGCAGCGCGAGGAUAAAUAUAUGUACAGUUUGUUAUAUAUAAGUUUGAGAAGAAGCUAAGAAAAGGAGAAGAGAAAACACACACACACCUACAGUAUGUUUAAAUAUGCAUGCGUAGUGUGGUGGGAAAAGGAUUGUAAAUUUUGUUUAUGUUUUAACACACUUACCCACUACAAACAGCAGAUGCAAAAGAAAAUGGAAAAGAGAGUGGAAACAAAACCCCGGGAGGAUAGGAAAGGCAACCACUUUGCUAAAAAAAUACUAAAUACUAAGUGCGCACACGCACGUGUGUUAAUAGUGAUCUAGAAAAGGAGAGAAAGCGAGUGUGUGUGUGUGUGUGUAUGCGUGUGAAGGGAAUGUUGGGAGGUUUUUAGUAGUGAUAGAAACUAAUAGUGUAGCUGUACUAAAAACGAAGAAGCCGAAGAGAGGGUGAGUAGGAAGAAAAGAAAAACACAACACACAUAAAUAUGCAUACAGCAGCAACAAAACAACACACACACAUAAAAAAGGAAACAAAGGAUCUAAAACUAAGUGUUCACUAAAUGUUAAAGCAAAAAUCAUGAUUACAUUACAAAACAAAACAACAAAAAAAACAAGCAAGAAAGUAGAUAAGGAAAAAAUACGCAGAAUUAGUAAGCGAGGCAAGGUUUAAUAAGAAGCGGGGUUUAGUAGACAGUAACAGUCCGUUUCAUGCGUAUGUUUUGCCGGCUCGGUUUGGUUAAUAGUUUUCGGUUUAUCUUUUUUUCUUUUUUCGAAGAGGGUUUUAAACCACCCACCACCGGAAUGGGGAGUUAUUGGAGAAGCGUGAUGCGUUUUUGUGUAGUGCAAUUUGCAGUGCAACAGGCGCUGCAGCAUCCUGCCUUGUCGCUUUGUGUGUCUCGGAGAGAGUGUUGUUUCUUUUCCUCUCCCGGUUAUUGCGCUUGUGAUUGUGUUUCAUGUUUUAUCAUCAUUGGUGCCAGGUGAUCGACCGGCAUGGCCGAGUUUUUGCUUUGGAAAUUUCCCCCCUUUUCACGCAGCAUACAAUAGGCCGUAAAUGGGAACGGUUUCAACAAACACUGGCAGUGCAGUACAGUAACGGAAACUUUAAUACAAAAAAAAACACACACAGAGAAAUAGAUAACCAUUUAUAAAUGCCUAUUCUACACCAUCGUUGCUGUUACAAACUGAUACAAUAUCUAAAACCACACACGCAUACUGCAAACAAACAAACAAACAAAGCAUACAAAGUAUAUAAAACCACUGUUCUAACUGUUAUGAAAAUAAUGUGUACACCCAACUUACCAUAAUGUGCAAAAACAAAAAAAAAAGCAAACAAACAUCCCCAUGAAACAGAGAGAGUAACUGUUGAUAUUAACUUUUAUUUCUUCCUUGUCUCCACGAGUGAGGAAAAGCGAAAAAUCCAACAUUUAAGAGACAAACAAAAAUAGAACUAACCGAUGUACUAUUUAUAAAUAUAUAAAACUCUCAAAACUUGAAUAGUCAGCAACAGAAUGUUACCGAAUAUUAUCUACAAAACAAACGUAAGAAAACAAAACACAAUGUAAAAUGUAAAGUGCAAGUAAUAGUGUAAUAAUACCCUCCCGCAAAAAUAAUCCACAAAACCCAUUAUUGCGCAAUAGCACAGAUUUUAAACCCGCUUUCGACGUGCAUCACAAACAGCAACUCACACAAGUAGUAUCAGUAAAACUGCGCAACAAGCGGCAGCAGAACAGCAGAAAAUACCUACAAAAAAAAAACAAACAAAAAAAGCCGAAUGAAUCCGUCUAUUUACACAGCAAAAUAAGCCAACUGUAACUAAAAAUGAAAAGCGUGAAUUGAAAAUUUAACAAAUGUAAAAGUAAAAACCACAAACGCAGCAGUGAAUGAUCCAAGAAGAGAAAAAACACGAAAAAAAAUCUUUCAAGAGUUAGCAAGAUAAGCGGGCGUUAUAGAGAGAGAAAGAGAGAAAGAGAUGGAUGCCAAACUCGCGACACAACGCAGAAAAGAAGAAAAAACAAAUAGCGUAGCCGGGAAAAGAGAAGAAGAAAAGGACACAAAAGAGGGGAAAAACAGAAAACCAGCGGUACAGCAAACAAAUUUUCUCUUUACAUUGUAAAUAGUAGCGUGUACGUAUUGUGUUUAAGGGCAUUCUUUACAUUCCAUCUCCUGUUCCUGGCUUUAAAGGGGUGACAACGCGGUCAAAUGUUGCCAUUUAUGUUCUUCUUCUUCUUCUUUACUUUUUCUCGCUCUUGUGUUCUGUUCUAUGUUCUAUUUUCUGUUUUGCUAUCUGAUCUACUACUUUUUACUACUACUUCUACUACUACUACUACUACUCCUGCUCUGUUUCCUGCACUCAUACAGCGCUUGUCUCAUGAUGUGUGCGGCGUCUUUUUUAGAUAUGGUUCAAUAAUAUAUAUAUAUUAUCUUGCUAUUGUUAAA